UAUAUUUAAGAACAAUAUUUUAUGAUUUCCACGCCAAUACUCUAUAAAUCUGACAAAAACAUGAACAAGGGGAAAGAUACAGUAUUUACUGAAAAAUUUGAAAGGCUGAUGCUGAGGUUGUUUGAUGAGACAGCGAGUUGAAAGCUUUUACCAAGUUCAAAUGUAGCCCCUGGCAUUUCUUAUGCAUGAAACAACUAAAAAUCAUCCCACAGAGGAGAAUUGCCAAAGCUUACAUAAUCAGAUCAUACCCUCCCCCACCCUCCAAAAAGCAGCAAGGAAAAUGGGGAUACAAUUAUAGAAAUUUUAAGUAUGUAACUUUCAAGAUCAAAGUGCUUGCAAGGAAAUCUUGAAACUUAUUCAGCAUGGGGUGUGAUUUGUUUCUUCAGCCCCUGUUAUCUGCCCAACCUGGGCGUUAGAAAUAUUUUCCAUAUGAGGACAAUAUAAAGUUCACUGGGGAGCUGUGAUCUGAGCACAAGUAUUAUUUCUGGCUUGGUAACAACUCCUCUUGGGCUUCCAACCCACGCUCUUGCUUCUUUGGCCAUCAGAGACUUACCUUCCCUAUGAUAUUGCACUUGUUAUAAUCCUUCAGUUGAAGAUCAGCAACUGACCAGCAUUCUUUAAGGUAUAUGAUGCUAUUUCAGCUUUGCGGUGUCAUCUCUAUAGUAUAGAAACAUGCCUGUGUCUAUGCCUGUGAACAUGGCUAGGUCCAUUCCUUGCUAGUUUAAUUCUUCUCAACUUAGUCUUUCUUAAAUCUCGCUUUCUUCAGAUUUUCGUGUUGCUCUUUUAUUAUACCAUGGGUUUAUUCUUUGUCUGUUCAGUCAGGAGGAGGCAGUCACUAUGAAGAUCCCAGGGGCGUUGGUGGCUAUUUUGCUUCUGGGGGAAGUGGUGUCUCAAAGCAAAUGUAAUUCCAAAGCUCACGUGAAGACUCCUGCUCAGAAUCGAAAGGGUCGUAACCCAAGUGGGGAACUGGAGCACACUGCUGCUGAGGAUGAUGUCUUUGUGGGAUUUCUUCCUCGUAUGGAAGAUGCCUUGGCAUCACAGUUCAGAAGUGCCUCUCUCACUCCUUGGCAUGCUCAGAAGGCACCUGAGGACAUGAAGAAACUUUUCUUUCUGAAGAACCCCCUGAUCACCUGCAAUGAUGGGACAACAGCUGGGUAUUACUUAAGGGAGCACAAAGGGAGCAAGAGGUGGAUCAUAUUCUUAGAAGGUGGCUGGUGCUGUUAUAAUAAAGAAACAUGUGAUACCUGAUAUAAAAAUAUCCGUCGCUUAAUGAGCUCAUCUGAGUGGCCUCAAACAAAGAAAGGGACAGGCAUUUUGUCUGCCCAGAUGGAGGAGGGCCCUCACUGGUGGAAUGCCAAUGCAGUGUUUGUGCCUUACUGCUCGAGUGAUAUCUGGAGUGGAACUUUGCCCAAGUCACAGCAAGCCCCAUCUCUAUGGGUUAUUUGUCAAUUUAAUCACUUGUUGGUAAUCAUCUUCCUCCUCUUCUUAUAUUGUUGCUACUGGCUGGAAUUUCAAGUGGAGGGCAUUUCUUUGGCCAAAGCCUUGCAGUGCUGGGAGAAGAGCCUUCAAGACAGCAAAAAAGCCCCAAAGAUCCCCAUGAGAAGUUGUCCCUUCCAUCUGAUUGAUAACUGUCUAUGGCCCCAUUGCUACCCCACCUGCUCAGUUCUGCAUGACCAUGGCACAGGCCAAGAAGUGAACUUCAUGCAGACUUUAUUCAGGAUGCGGCUUGUUGUCCACAGGAAAGCUCAGGAGCUCAAAUCAGGCCCCAGUCAACUGAGAAUGCUCAGUAAUGGUGGCUAAUGCAUAAGCUUGACAUCCAUGUGGGUUAAUUGUAGCUUAGUGUCAAACAAUGCUGAUGUUGGCAAAAGUCAAGGGUUUCUGUAGUGUUUAGGCACAUAUUGGGAUGUUAUGGUUGUAAAGACUGAUGUUUAUGUCAAUCUUACCUUCUAUUGCUGCAGUUUCAAUCAGGUGAACUCACAGCUUCACUUGUACUCCACUGCAUUUUACAUAAGUCGCAGUAGGGUUUGGAGGCUGCUACACACUUUAGGGAUUUUUUGAGGGAUGGGCCAAACAAGGAUGAUUGUUGAACAAUCUUCAUUCACUUCCCUUUACACUCUGACUGAAUACCAUCAGAUUACUGGGGAUUAGCUGAAUGGAGUCUUCAUUUUGUAGGAUAAUUUAUGGAAGUCUGAUUUCCUAUUUUCAUUUUAGCUCCAUUUACUGCUGCUGAGACUAUUAAUAAAAAUGAGGAGUGUGAACAAAAUAUUGACCAAGCUUUCAAGGGCUUUGACUCAUUAGGAUGAAUUACUCUCAGUCAGAUUGAUUCCUCCUGUAGAAAAGCCCAGGAGAGCGGGCCGUUCAGACUGUGCAGAGUUGCUUCACUCAGUUCCCCCAUGUUGCCCAGUCAAGGGAGGAGGUUUGCCUCCUUGUGGAAUGAACACGAGACUCCUCCCACAGACCCAGAGAAAGCCAAGCAGAGUGGGGCUGAUGCACACCAGGCCACCAGGGCUUUCCACAUGGAAGCCUUGUAUCUCUACCCUA
Messenger RNA from Chelonoidis abingdonii (Abingdon island giant tortoise), 2541 nucleotides. The record is from RefSeq and is a predicted model, not a curated record. Lineage: Eukaryota; Metazoa; Chordata; Testudines; Testudinidae.